Messenger RNA from Clonostachys byssicola, 1650 nucleotides. NCBI's taxonomy places the organism in Eukaryota, Fungi, Ascomycota, Sordariomycetes, Hypocreales, Bionectriaceae. The record is from the annotation of a GenBank genome assembly.
UCUAAACAAUACCUAACCACGCAUUCCGUGGAUAAUGCACAUAUAACGGACAUUUUCUCUAUCGCGUCAACGCCGCGUGCUGUGCUGUCUGCCAGCGGAUCGUCAACUAUUCAUAUUCACGAUACCACUGACCCCGCAUUCCCUCUCAAGCAAUCCAUCUCAGAUGCCCACAAGCUAGGCUGCCACCACAUCUGCACCUCCCGAAAUGGCCGCGUUGCAGCCAGCGCUGGGUUUGGUGGAGAAGUGAAGAUAUGGAAUCUCACUCAAGAAACUGGCGAAUGGUCCUCAGGAGGCGAAAUUCAAGGGUCGUCAAAUAAGCCUGGUGAAGUCUGGGCUCUGGCCCUUAGUGAUGACGGCACCUAUCUUGCCACUACUACCUACGAUGGGCGAGUCAACGUUUGGAACCUAUCUGGCGAGUCAAAGGCCAAGAUACAGGAGUACGAAACUGGGAGCCCAGGCUCUGGCAGCUUUGGAUUGAGCGUUGAUCUCAGCCGAGAUGGGAAGUUUACUGCCAGUGGGCAUCAAAAUGGAUCCGUCUAUAUUUUCAACAACGAGACAGGGCGGAUUCUUUUUUCCCUUUCUGGUCUUGCCAAGCCCGUGCGCUCAGUUGCCUUCUCGCCCGGCAAUAGCAGACUUGCCGCGGCAGGUGACUCAGGAAUCAUCGCCCUUUACGAUAUGAAGCACGGAGAGCAUGUGGCAAACCUGACAGGCCAUACCUCAUGGAUUACCUCUGUGGACUGGAGUGACUCUGGUGAGUUCUUGCUCAGUGGAUCGAUGGAUGGCAAGGUCAAAGUGUGGUCUAUCGAACGAAGUGCAUGCGUCGCUACUCACAGCGAAACAGACAAGGCACUCUGGACGGCGAAGUGGCUCCCGAAAACGGGCAAGAGUGAGAUGUUCUGCACCGCGGGGGCCAACAGAAGCCUCUCGUUCUAUCGGGACCCCGUGAGUUACAUCAACUUUGACAACAGUGCCCUCGGUGUCCACCAUCUUGAAUUGUUGGCCAAUCCAAGCGCUUCUUAUCCUAAUCACUCAAUUAUCCAUAGCAGCAACUUAUUCAAAUCGAUCAUCAUGCCAACCACAAAGAGGUCAACUGCCAGCAACAGAGGCCGCACGGUGCCGAUCAAAGGGCAAUCCACCAUCAGCUUCGCCAACAGGAUCACCAAGAAUGUAGUCAACGACACAAAGAAGGCCAUCAUCUCACCGCCCGUUGCUAAGAUUGAGUCGUCGGAGAAGGGCGAUGUAAUUGAAAAGCCAGCAGAGGAUGUCUUGGCAGCUGAACCUGAGGCCGAGGUUGAGGAAGAGCCAGAAAUUGAAGUCCCAGAAAAGUCCGAGGUCGAACUCAAGGCUGAGAAGAUCACUAAGAAGCAGAUCGAAGCUUACUGGAAGGGAAUUGAGGCAAAGCGCAUUGCUCCUAGAGUACAUCAGAAAGAUUUGAGCACCAAUGAAAAGGUACUCCGGUACUUCGAUGUGAGCUCACAGUACGGGCCAUGUAUCGGUAUUGCUCGCCGUAAGCGAUGGGACCGUGCUGAGAGGUUGGGUCUGAAUCCUCCCAUUGAGGUCUUAGCUGUACUUGUCGGAGAGAACCAAGAUGGCGGCGAUAUUAUGACUGCCCAACUGGAUGUGAUCUUGAAUCAAACUGCGGAAUCAUGA